Molecule: messenger RNA, 2156 nt
Organism: Theobroma umbraticum
Lineage: Eukaryota; Viridiplantae; Streptophyta; Magnoliopsida; Malvales; Malvaceae
Product: DNA-binding bromodomain-containing protein
Molecular function (GO): protein binding
Source: RefSeq, a predicted model, not a curated record
GAUAAUAAAACCCUAGAGUCUUACACUAUCCUCUUUCCUUCUCGCAGUGGAGUAAGAGUAGCGGUGAGGAGAUAAACCCUAGCUUUUUUUUCUCACUCUCUCUUCUCUUCUUGCUCUUUUCUUUUUUUUUCGUUUUGAUUAAACUCAUGUCUCGCUUCUCCGCUCGCUCGUAGCUCUAUCGCCGUCGCGGAUCGAUCGAUCUAUUGGUCAAAGUUGAUUUUUUUUUGUUUGAUUCGAUUUUCGUUUUUUCCUGGUGUUUGGCAUCCCAAAAUGAUUGCUACGGAAAGUGUUGUGCCAAAGCAGAGGUUGAAGAUUAAGUUCCCUUCUCAAAGGAUAGAAGCAAUUUCUGCACCACAAUCUUUUGAGUUUGGGCAGCAACUGAGCAGUUCUUUCAAUGGAAAAAAGACAUCAUCUGCUGGGAUUUUGAAAGGGACUUCAGGUUCUUACAAGCGUGGAGCAGAAGGGGUGAUUGUGGACAGUCGACCUGAGAAGAGGCGAAAGAUGGAUCGUAGUAUGACUCAGCAGUGUUCUGCCCUACUGAAGGCACUGAUGAAACAUCCAGCUGGUUGGGUUUUUAAUCAACCAGUGGAUCCUGAAGCAUUAGGGAUUCCUGAUUAUUUCUCGAUAGUAAAGAACCCUAUGGAUUUGGGUACAAUUAAGUCCAAGCUAGUGAAGAAUACUUAUCUUGGCAUUGAGGAGUUUGUGGCUGAUAUUAAACUGACGUUUUCUAAUGCCAUGUUGUAUAAUCCCGCUUCUAAUAAUGUUCAUAAAAUGGCAGAAGAAAUGAAUGAGUUUUUUGAGGUGAGAUGGCAAUCUUUGGAGGACAAAUGGAAUCAAGAAGAUCUUAAAGGUGGGCAUGGGAAAAAUUUGAGUGUGAGACUGAAAGAUGUUAAUGAAUCAAAACAGAGUUGUCCUAAAAGCCAGCUAUCCCGAAAUUACUCUUUGCCCAAGAUGUCAAGGCCAUCUGAGGAGAAGGUUGUGAAGGUACCUUUGAAUGGAAGAGCAGCAGAAGUACCGUUCAUGGUUGAGCUUCCUAAACCAGCACAGAAGUGUGUUAGCAGGUUGGCAGGAAAAAGCUUACAAAAAGGCACCACUAGUGGUGGGCGUGCUCAUGGCUCUAUCAAUGCCAAGCCACCAUUGAGUCCAGGUGCUUGCAAAUGCAGUUCAUGUGGCAGCAUUAAGUGUCAAUGUAGCCUUCCAAGUGAUUCAAACCAUGCAUCUUCCAGCGAUGUGACUUCAGAGAGAUCAUUGGGUGGAGAUCUUAGAGUGUGUAGAACUGAUGCCUCUAAACUGGAUUGCCAGGCUAAAAGCACAUUGACAUCACAAAUGAGCAAGUCUGAUCCAGAUUCUGAUGGGGCUGUAAGUGCUCUGGAUGAUGAGAACGUUUGUCUGAGUUCUCAACUUACAACUCCUGCAACAGAUGCUGCAUCUGGUGAAGGAUUGUUAACUCCUAUUUUUGCUAUUCAAAUGUCGCCGAAGAAGGCUCUCCGAGCUGCAAUGCUGAGAAGCCGUUUUGCUGACACGAUUUUGAAAGCUAAGCAGAAGAGACUACUUGAUCAUGGCGAUGAAGCUGAUCCAGUGAAGAUGCAGCAGCAAAAGGAAAAAUUGGAAAGAAGGCAGCGAGAAGAAAAGGCAAAGAUUGAAGCUCAAAUCAGAGCUGCUGAAGCUGCAGCAAAAAUGAAGGCAGAGGUCGAGUUGAAAAAGCAACGGGAAAGAGAAAGAGAAGCUGCUCGAAAUGCAUUGCAACAGAUGGAGAAAACAGCUGAGAUUGAACAGAAUGUGGAGAUUGUGAAGGAACUCGAGAUGCUGAUUGGAUUCUCUCUUUCUAAUUACUGGCAUGGUAGGAGAAAUCCACUGCAUCAGCUGGGUUUGUUCAUGAAAGAUGAGUAUUUUGAAGACGACCAUGAGGAUGCAGUUAUGAAUGAAGUUGGUGAAGAGGGAGAAAUAUUGUCAUAAAUAUAUAUAGAGCUCUUGUUUCUUUCAUCUUCAUUGCAACAGCCUUUGUUCCAUCUCCUUGUUAAUAUUGUUUUUGUGGGGGACAGGAAAAAAAGAAAUUAGUAUUUGUAAAUGAGGUAUUUUUUCAGGGAAUUGGAAUUUUUGUAAACAAACACGUGUAUAUUUAAUAUAGAAAAGGUAUAAGUAUAGUUUCCAUCAUA